Cololabis saira (Pacific saury) is the source of this 1238-nucleotide messenger RNA. It is a transcript of the gene endou2, whose product is annotated as endonuclease, polyU-specific 2. The transcript has 7 exons. Gene Ontology annotation, molecular function: RNA endonuclease activity. The record is from RefSeq and is a predicted model, not a curated record. The coding region runs from base 288 to 1136 and encodes 282 amino acids. NCBI's taxonomy places the organism in Eukaryota, Metazoa, Chordata, Actinopteri, Beloniformes, Belonidae.
UGCCCUCUGUUCCCUGCCCCUGCCUGUCUGUCUCCAUACAUGCUGACUGACUGGUUGGGCUGUUACUAUGACCAUUAAAGACACGUGCUGUCAGAAACACGGGACACCUGCGGCGGCAGCACCUGGCCAGCACUGAGAGGCUUCAGCAACGCUUCAGCAACGCUCCCACCGUCCCCCCGUUGGCUCCUGGAAGGCAAGGCAAGUUUAUUUAUAUAGCACAAUUCAACACAAGAAGACUGGAAUAAACCAGGAAGAAUCAGUCACUGUGAGAUUACAGGAGCAUCCGUAUGAUGAUUGAGAGUGACAGAGAGCUGUCGGCCAUGGUGCAGGAGCUGUGGGACAACGACGUCAACAGACUCAAGCCUGGAGAGGACUACCGGAUCUCCCUGCAGGGCAAAGCUGGAGACAACAUGUGCAAUGACGACAAUGACGGAGCAGGAUAUCCUCUGUUUUCAUUCGUCAACGAGAACAUGUUCAAAAAGGAAACAUUUUUAGCCUUUAUCUCCCUGCUGGAUAACUAUGAGAGCGACACUGGUGAGCCAGAGAUUGUAACUCCUGAGGAGGAGGCGGAGAACCACAAGUUCCUGGACUCCAUCAUUCAGACUCCCACGAUGAAGAUUGCCCAUAAGUAUCUGGUGCAGAAAAAACUCUCCCCUAAGAACGAGACUGAUUUCAAAAGCCAGCUGUAUCGGAUCUGGUUUGAACUCUACGCGAGGAGAGGAUCCAGCAGGCCCGACUCUUCUGGAUUUGAACACGUUUUUGUCGGAGAGACAAGAGACAAGAGGACUGUUAUCGGUUUUCACAACUGGAUCCAGUUGUACUUACAAGAAAAGCUUGGACACAUUGAUUAUAAAGGCUACAGUGUCACUGCACAUUCACCCCAGCCCGACGAGAACAAACACAUCCUGGCCCUUCAGUUCAGCUGGAAGAACGGCAUAAAGCCCAAGGGCAGCAUCUUCAUCGGCGUCAGCCCCGAGUUUGAGUUUGCCCUCUACACGCUGUGUUUCCUCAGCUCGCCAAAUGAACGUGUCAAAGUCCAGUUCAGUUUUUACGACGUGGAGAUUGUUUGCCACCACUACAACCAGAAGCACAUAGGCACCACCUACCCCGUGCUGCUCAAGUACCUAAAACCCUGAGAAACCUGACUAGCAAUCAAUCUGCAAUGUCAAACUAUCACAGGUGUUGUUGUUGUCUUUUUAUUUUCAAUAAAGAUACAAUAAAACCUUUGAAGACCUACA